Lolium perenne is the source of this 651-nucleotide messenger RNA. NCBI's taxonomy places the organism in Eukaryota, Viridiplantae, Streptophyta, Magnoliopsida, Poales, Poaceae. The record is from RefSeq and is a predicted model, not a curated record.
AUGCAUUUCUAUUCAAAAGCCGAACUCGCUGCUAGCAAAGCCAAGGCCGAAGCUGAUGAAGCCAAGGCGAAAGCUGCUGGUGUCGAGGAACUGCAGAAAAAACUUGAGGAUGCUACAGCUGCCUUGGAUGAGCACAAAGCUGCGCAAGCUUCUCGUGAAGAAGGAAUCCUCAAGCGCCUGAAAACUCAGAGUCGCCGCACUUUCACCCAAACAAACCAGGAUUUUGAUCUGACGAAUCCUGUCAAUGACCCUGUCCUUGACGCACUUUCCUAUCUGGAGCUUCAUGGAUCCGAGAUUCGUGAAGGUGUGUCGAAUGCUAGCGCAGUGUUGUCGGCAUUGUUCCCCUACUUCUUCCCGAAGAAAGAGGAGCCUGCGACUUUCCUCAACCUUGCCAAGAUGUUCAAUACACCGGAAGACCUUGCACUGAAGAUGCGCCAAGAAAAUAUGAAGGUUGCCGUUGAGAACACUGUCGCGUUGGUUGCUGACAGUCGACAGACUAUUGACUGGAUGAAAGUUGGCGACACCGAGCAGAUAGAGCAAUCAAGAUGGAGGUCGUUGAUUAAGGCAGCCAAGCCCAACACGAAGAAGAUCUUGGCCUAUCUCGGGAUCAAACCAGCGUCGACUCCUAGCUCAUCAAGGCCGGAGGUCUAG